Phycodurus eques (leafy seadragon) is the source of this 1663-nucleotide messenger RNA. It is a transcript of the gene pcare1, whose product is annotated as photoreceptor cilium actin regulator 1. Bases 1 to 1134 code for a protein of 377 amino acids. The transcript has 3 exons. NCBI's taxonomy places the organism in Eukaryota, Metazoa, Chordata, Actinopteri, Syngnathiformes, Syngnathidae. The record is from RefSeq and is a predicted model, not a curated record.
AUGGGGCCGGACUGUCACAGCGACUACGGGCGUCAGUUCACUCUGGACCAGUAUUACCUAGUAAAGGCGGUGUGGCUCAUUGUCGUAAGGGAUUUUGUCCUGUUAAAGUGGAUUAUCAAGUCACAACUAGCUGAGGCAACUCUCAGUCAACCAGAUGUUAAAACAGAUAUUGACCCAAUAAAGGAAAUCAAUUCCACUCUGUUGCAGCAAUUCAGAAAAAACAGAUACCUUAAACAUUCCUCAGAGUCACAGUCUGAGAAAUCUUUAACAAAUUAUGAUGCCCCAUGCCAAUCUGCCAGUCACGAGGACUCAACAAAUAUACAGGAGAAUGAGAACCUCUUAAUGCCUGGAAUAAACACUACAGUCUCUAAAGUGCCUCCUUCAUCUGAAGCCAGUAGUCAUUCACUUGCCACUUCACUGCUGUCUAAGGGGCGAAUAUUGCCAUCUACACCUUCUACUUCAAAGUCUUCCCAUAGAAGACUUCCUAGUCCUUCCAAAUUUAAAAAAUCACCAACACCGCCCUCUACAGCUAGUCCCCCAGUUAAUAGAAAACUCACCAGUCCACUAGAAGGUCAAAGUAGACUCCCCAGCCCACCGGUUAUGAGGUAUAGCAUUUUAAACUCUCCAUACCCUUUGAAAGCACCAUCUCCACCUGCUUCACCAAAAGUACAACGAUGGUCAAGAGAGAACAGCACGGAAGAAUCUGCUCGGUUGAUCAGUAAUGCGCGUUCUGUUUUCUGCCCAAUUUCUCCAUCCUUGUUUGAGGCCCAGCCCUGUAAAGCUGCCCAAAUGUCUCAAGCCUGGACCUCUGUUGGAGGCUCUUUUCUAUCAAAUACUCGUGGGAUUCGUGGCAGGAGCUCUGUGUCAGUCCAUCGACCUCAACCUUUUAUUCGUCGAAGUCUUUCAGAAAGAAGAACAAGUUUGAACCUUCAACCUCGAUCCCCAGUCCUCUCAGUGGACGAGACCUGCGGAAGUGAGCCUGCAAUAUGCACACAGGGACUUGAUGAUGAACCGGACAGAAAAGAGGAAUCAUGGGGUAGCCAAUCAGACCUCAGAGCGACUCAACGUUCUGCAUCCCACCCGGAUCUUUAUGUUGUUGGACAGGCCUUGCACAGAGACUCAACUGACCAAUGAAUUACCAGUGGGAUUAUGGAUUAAGAGGUUUUAGAGGGGAUUUAGGGUGAUGGCGCUUCACUGGUCCAAAAGGAGUAACUAACUCUUUUCACCUUGCUGCUGUGCGACACCUUGACAAUGAUUGUUUAAACAGUUGCACUAUUUGAAAAAAAUAAAAGUGAUGUGUUAAUAUGACCUGAUCUUUCUGUAUUAUAUAUAUAUAUAUAAAUAUAUACUAUUUAUCAGCACCUCUGUUUAGCACGUGAUACAGGAACAAGUAAUUUAGAAAUCCAGUUUAAACUCAGCUGUUACCUUUUUUUUUUUUUAUUUAAAAAAAAAAGGAAAACAGUUGCUGAUACGGUUUGAAUUUUCUAAGGAAAGCUGCCUAAUUUUCUGAAAUAUUUGUCAAAACAGAUUCAAGAGUUCUAAUUAAUUGACUUGUUAUUAACUACCCAAAAUAAUGCAUCUAAUUACUUUCACAUUCAACAAUAGUCUUAUUUUAUUUUACUGGUCAUCGUGAGUCUUUUUGUACUGUAUUUAUCAAUAAAAU